GGUAACCUUUCCCUCUUCGCUUGAUUACAGAGCUCCAACAUGGGAGGCAAACUGAGCAAGAAGAAGAAGGGCUACAAUGUGAACGACGAAAAGGUGAAAGACAAGGACAAGAAGGCCGAGGGGGCGGCCGCCGAGGAAGGGGAGGCGCUGAAAGAAAACGACCAGCAAGCCGCCACGGAGACGGCCGAAGUGAAGGAGAACAACAAGGAGGAGAAGGGCGAGAAGGAGGCAGCCAACAAGAUGGAUGAUAAAGAAGGGGAGAAGGACAAAGCUGGAAGCCAGGAGGAGGCCAAGAAAUCAGAGCCGGAUAAGCCAGAGGCGGUGGUCGAUGCCAAGGCCGAGCCACUGAAGAACAGCGAGCCGCAGGUGCCCAAGCCGGAAGAGCCCAGCUCUGCUGCCGCUCCUAUGGCCACCAGUGAAGCGCCCAAACCCUCGGAGCCCAGCAGCGGUGCGAAAGUUUCCCAGCCUUCAGAAGUCACUGCUAGUAAAGGAGACGAUAAGGGCAAGGAGGACGGGGACGCCAAAAAGACUGAGGCUCCAGUUCCUGCAGCCCCAGAAACUAAAAGCGACGUGGCUUCAGACUCAAAACCUAGCAGCAGCGAGGCUGCGCCUCCUUCCAAGGAGACCCCAGCGACAACAGAAGCGCCUAGUUCAACCCCUAAGGCCUCAGAGUCCGCGGCCCCGCCGGAGGAAGCGAAACCGUCUGACGCCCCGGCAACUAUUUCGGAUCAAACCGUAGCAGCGAAAGAUUAAAUUUGGACAGCCU
Molecule: messenger RNA, 766 nt
Organism: Euleptes europaea (tarantolino)
Lineage: Eukaryota; Metazoa; Chordata; Lepidosauria; Squamata; Sphaerodactylidae
Gene: BASP1
Product: brain abundant membrane attached signal protein 1
Exons: 1
Coding region: 40-753 (237 amino acids)
Biological process (GO): negative regulation of DNA-templated transcription
Cellular component (GO): cytoplasm; nucleus
Molecular function (GO): transcription corepressor activity; transcription cis-regulatory region binding
Source: RefSeq, a predicted model, not a curated record